CCACUUUCAUUACAGCAUACAUGAAGCAGACAAGAAUUGAAAAUGGCGACGGCAGAAGUAGUGGUUGAAACUGAAGCAGGCAUUGAUGAUGAACAAGCUGAGCCUGACCAGAUAGAAGAAAAUGAAGAUAACAAUAUAGAUAGCACCAGCACUAAGAAAAAAAAGAAGAAGAAGAAAAAAAAGAAAGCAAACCAGUCUGAAGACAGUGAAUCAAAUACUGGAUUAAGUGAAGAGAUCAAAGAUACUGAAAAUAAAAGUCCAAACAAAGAAAACUCAGAGAAUCCACCAAACUGCAAUAAUUCUGAAAACCCUCAAGACGAGAACAAGUCUGCUGUUAAUGAAGGAACUGCUAAAAAGAAGAAGAAGAAAAAGAAGCCAGCUUCUUCAAAUAAGGAAGAUGCAUCUACUGGUCCAAAACAACAAACAGACCCACCACGUGUACCUAUCUCUGAACUUUUUAGUGAUGGCAAUUAUCCAGAAGGAGAAAUCCUUAACUAUAAGGAUGAUAAUUUGUGGAGAGUAACCGAUGAAGAAAAGAAAGCAUUAGAUAGAUCUCGGAUAGAUAUUUAUAAUGACAUUAGACAAGCAGCUGAAGCUCAUCGCCAGGUUCGGAAACAUGUUAUGGGCUUCAUAAAACCUGGUUUAAAAAUGAUUGAUAUAUGUGAGAGGCUGGAGGCUGCCUCAAGGGCCCUUAUAAAUGAAAAUGGCCUUAAAGCAGGACUGGCAUUUCCCACGGGAUGCUCCAGAAACCACUGUGCAGCUCAUUACACGCCAAAUGCUGGAGAUAACACUGUCCUGGAGUAUGACGAUGUCUGCAAAAUAGACUUUGGAACACAUAUAAAUGGUCGUAUUGUUGACUGUGCCUUCACUGUAGCCUUUAAUCCCAAAUACGACAAUUUGUUAAAAGCAGUCAAAGACGCUACCAACACUGGGAUCAAGGAAGCUGGCAUAGAUGUUAGACUAUGUGAUGUUGGAAAGGCCAUACAAGAAGUAAUGGAGUCGUAUGAAGUCGAAUUAGAUGGCCGAACCUACCAGGUUAAACCCAUACGAAACCUAAAUGGUCAUUCGAUUGGCCCAUACAGAAUCCAUGCUGGUAAAACAGUUCCCAUUGUCAAAGGGGGUGAAGCAACAAAAAUGGAAGAAGAUGAAUUCUAUGCUAUUGAAACUUUCGGCAGCACAGGCAGAGGUGUUGUCCACGAUGACAUGGAAUGUUCACAUUACAUGAAGAACUUUGACGUUGGUCAUGUGCCCUUAAGGAUUCCACGAGCGAAACAGCUGCUACAUGUUAUCAAUGAGAACUUUGGUACAUUAGCCUUCUGCAGACGAUGGCUGGACAGACUGGGCCAGACUAAAUACAUCAUGGCACUGAAGAGUCUGGGUGAUGCUGGAAUCGUAGACCCAUACCCCCCUCUUUGUGACAUAAAAGGCUGCUACACAGCCCAGUACGAGCAUACUAUCCUGCUUAGGCCUACUUGUAAAGAAGUUGUAAGCAGGGGGGAUGAUUAUUGAAAGUUCCUAUGAAUUAUUAUCGGAGAAUGUCAAAUAACGAUACCUGCACAAGCCCCCGUUUACCAAGAUGUAUGUGUUUUUAUUGAUCUUUUUAAUCAAAGAUCUUGUCCAUCAUAUACAUGAAGUAGGUAGCUUGUUAUCAAGGUACUAUCAUGGUUUCAACUUCA
Molecule: messenger RNA, 1676 nt
Organism: Rhopilema esculentum
Lineage: Eukaryota; Metazoa; Cnidaria; Scyphozoa; Rhizostomeae; Rhizostomatidae
Biological process (GO): proteolysis
Cellular component (GO): cytoplasm
Molecular function (GO): metalloaminopeptidase activity
Source: RefSeq, a predicted model, not a curated record